AUGUCUCUCUCAACCUCGUUCAGAACUGCUCAAGUUUUGGGCCUUGGAGGUGCGAUAUGGCUUUCUGGAAACAUUGAAGCGCUGUCUCUCAUCUCAGUUCCCGCCCUGAGCAGGUCACAUAAGCAAGAUUCCGUUCCAGCCGGGCAUCUAGUUCGACAAUGGAAGUACAUAUACGAUGAUGGAAAAGUUCAAAACCCUUCCGUUGCAGCAAUAGCGAGUGCCAGUUUCGCCUACCUUGCGUGGUCCGUACGGCCAGGAACGGCGCUUAGUCUCAUCGUGCCCAAGAACAGCUUCCAGAUCUACAGCGCUGCGGCGCUUCUGGCAAUUGGGAUGGUCCCUUACACGAUGAUUUUCAUGUUGCCAACGAACAAUAAACUCAUGGCGAAGGCGGAGCAAGCUGCUAGUGCAAAAGGCGCUGUUGCGGCGGAUGAUAAGGAGGUCAUCGAUUUGUUGAGAAAGUGGUCAAUACUAAGCGGCAUUCGAAGCCUUGUGCCCCUGUUGGGAGGCGUUGUAUCAAUGGCGGCUAUUUUUGCAUAA
This is a messenger RNA of Hyaloscypha bicolor E, 537 nucleotides long. RefSeq names its product DUF1772-domain-containing protein. The record is from RefSeq and is a predicted model, not a curated record. NCBI's taxonomy places the organism in Eukaryota, Fungi, Ascomycota, Leotiomycetes, Helotiales, Hyaloscyphaceae. The coding region runs from base 1 to 537 and encodes 178 amino acids. The transcript has 2 exons.